Messenger RNA from Lachnellula hyalina, 1041 nucleotides. Its product is annotated as Bifunctional epoxide hydrolase. The transcript has a single exon. NCBI's taxonomy places the organism in Eukaryota, Fungi, Ascomycota, Leotiomycetes, Helotiales, Lachnaceae. Gene Ontology annotation, molecular function: catalytic activity. The record is from RefSeq and is a predicted model, not a curated record. The coding region runs from base 1 to 1041 and encodes 346 amino acids.
AUGUCACCAAAACCCCCAAACAAAACACUCACACUCCCCUCCCGCACCACUUAUGCCUACCACUUCCACCCAUCUUCAAAUAACAAACCAACGCUGCUCUUCCUGCACGGCUUCCCAUCGACAUCCCAUGACUGGCGUCACCAAAUCUCGCACUUCUCAUCCAAAGGCUACGGGAUUCUAGCCCCUGAUCUCCUUGGCUAUGGCCUCUCAUCCAAACCACUUGAAGUAGAAAAUUACCUCGGCAGCGUCAUGUCAGAAGAUAUCAUCGCCAUCCUCACCCACGAAGUUCUUACCUCUGGAGAUGUAGUAGGCGUAGCACAUGAUUGGGGUACUUAUCUACUCUCCCAACUUGCCUUCCGGUACCCUUCGUACUUCACCAAGUUCGUCUUCAUCUCGGUCCCAUACCAGCCGCCUGGACGAGAUAUGAAUCUCUCUAGCGUAAAUGCAGCGACGAAGCAGGCGAUCGGAUAUGAGCAGCUCGGAUACUGGCUCUUCUUCACCAGUCCCGAAGCCGGCGAGAAGAUUGGCAAAAGAUGGGAAAGCUUUUUCAGUAUUCUUUAUCCUGAGGAUUCUGGCAAGUGGGCGACGGACCUUGCUGGUAUUGGGGACUUGGAGAGGUUUAUCGGUGCUGAUAGGAGAGCAAAGGUUGGGGAAUGGAUUGGUGAUGUGCAGGAAGAAGCGGGACGGCAUCAUGAAAUGUUUGGGGAUGAUUAUUCGGCACCUUUGAGAUGGUAUCAUAGGGCAAUUAUGGGUCUUGGGAAGGAGGAGGAGAGAGAGCUAUUGAAGAGAGGAGAGAUUAAGGGGAAGAUUGGGAAGAAGACUUUGAUGAUUACGGGGACGAAGGAUCGGGUUUGUGAUGCCGGAAAGGCGCGAAUGGCUAUGGGGGCUUCGAUUGAGAGUCCGAAGGAGAACUUUGAGGUUCUGGAUCUGGAAGCUGGGCAUUGGGUGAUGCUUGAGAAGAGAGACGAGAUGAAUCGGGCGUUGGAGAGGUUUUUGGAAAGUGGUGCGCGUGGUGAAGGGGGUGCAGAAUCAAAGAUUUGA